Messenger RNA from Lagenorhynchus albirostris (white-beaked dolphin), 3338 nucleotides. RefSeq lists its product as uncharacterized. NCBI's taxonomy places the organism in Eukaryota, Metazoa, Chordata, Mammalia, Artiodactyla, Delphinidae. Bases 151 to 873 code for a protein of 240 amino acids. The transcript is spliced from 5 exons. The record is from RefSeq and is a predicted model, not a curated record.
AGCAGGCCCUCCACCGGGGACCAGAUCCAAACCCGUCCAACUGCCCCGGACGACCCAGCGCCGGGCGACUAUCUGCUCCAACGCGUUACGCAACCCGGCCCCCAGCGAGUGAUUGCAACAGGCCGCUGGGCCGCAGAUAAGCAGGCAGAGAUGGUGAGCCCAGCCCGAGGCCAGAUCCGGGGACCCCAGACCCCGCCGCCACGUGCUCCAUCUUCCCAGCGUGAGCCAGACCGUUCCCACCCACCCUACAGAGACCCAGCGAGGCAGCGCCUUAUUCUCUCCAUUUCAGUGAUGAAGAAACCAAGGCUCGGAGUGCUUGAUGUUGCAAGGACUCACCGCCCUUCAGGCUGGAGAACAGAGCGAGGGCAGAGGUCGGUGCUUCCCCCACCCUCAGGAGGGCAGGGUCCGGGGCUCCCAGACCUCGCAGCACUCAGCCCUGGCCACAGAGGACGCCUUGCAAACCUCUCGGCAGUUGCCAGCGCUCCCUGCCCCCUACAAGUCAGACUGGCCGCCUGGCCCAGCUGCGGAGCUCAGAUGCCCAGCCUGCCAGGCACCGCUCACGCUGACCCUGGGGACCCAAAGCACAGAGCCUGGGACCUGGGCCUGCACUUCCCCAGGCCUUCUCCCGCCAGCCUGUUCAAGGAGGGGGGAUGCAGAGUAACCGGCGGCGGCAUCAGCGAACACUUCUGGAGGAGUGAUGAUGACCACGGACACGGCCUCGCCAUUCAGCUCCUGGUGACAGAGCUCCAUCCCAGUAGCUGCGGACGCCGGCAGGCCCAGGACGGCAACGGCGCGGCACGCACCUCUCCUGCCCCUGAUCUCCCUGCUCGCCAUCACUGCACCUCGCCGAGGCCUCAGAACUUCUCCCGCUGAGCCCCUGGCGGCCACGAUCCGUCAGUGAGAGAGGCCUGCGGGCUGGGGCCUGCGGGCUGGGGCCUGCGGGCUGGGGCAGACCUGAGUCCCCGCUCCGGGGGCCUGGUGACCUCUGCUCCCCGAGACGGCACCUCUUGCUCUCCCAACCCCAUCCCCUGCAGCCCCUGUGGAACACUGCCCCGAACUGCAGACACAGCUUUCUAAAAGCGCCCUCGGCGCGGCUCGGAGAUGUGUUUGGAGCUGCCCAUGAGUCUUUCCAACAUCACCAGGGAGACGUCAGGCAUGCCAAGUCACAGACGGCUCGGCUCGCCAAACAGGUACACCUAGCCCUGGAAACAAACCACCUUCUAAAGGGACCGGAAGGCUUCAGGGAGGAAUGGCCCCUUCCCUUCCCGAGGCCUGGUAUCGCUGCCCAGAGGGCACCUCAGCCCUCCUGCCCUGGGAAGGGGUUGGCGGGAGGGCAGGCGACCUGCUGGUCUGGAGUAGGAGGGCUGUAUCCAGGCCACCACCUUCAGGAGGACCGGAAGGCCCAGCUGGACACACUGGGGACACACACGUUCCAAGAAGCUGACAGGGCAUCGCUUGGUAGAGUCUGAAUUCUUUUGAACACGAGGGAAGGUUUGCUGAAAGCGGGGAAAGUCCAGGGCGGCCACGCGAAGGGAGACCAGCCUAACACCCCUGCAUGUACACACACAGCAGCACGAACACACGCACACACACACGUGCCCACUUGCACACAUGCACACACAUGCAGCCCAGGCCGCCAGAUCCCCCUCCACGUCUGUCCACCAGGCCCAGGCCUCCCACACCCAGGGCUGUCAGAAAUUCCACCUUCUGGGGACCUUCGUGAGUACAAUUCCAGCAGCCUUUAAAUCCGCCUAAGAAAAUAAACAUGCCCUCUCCCCAGCAGAGCCGGCUCAGGCCAGGGUCUGCCCUCGUCGCCUCGGGCCCCGGAAUCCUGGCUGUGGGCCCACCCCUCCCCGCCACCAGUGCCAAAAGGGGAUCCAACUCGGCAGACCCUGGAGGGCCCCGGCCAGUCCACUCACCCUCCCAGCCCACGCGCCCGGGGCCCAGCCCGACCGCACGGGCAGAACCCAGGGCGCGAACUGCCCUCUGCCUCCCCGGGUGCAACCAGUGCCCACGCUAGGAAGUGGGGGCCCCGUCCCCCAGGAGACAAGGAAGACGGGGGAGGCCGCGCUGAGACCCGCUGCCCUGGGCCGGGGAAGAUGAGCAGAUGGGGCCGACGUGCCCAAGGCGCUGCAGCCCACACAGCUGCCCCCGACCCCCGGGAUGGAGUGGGCACCUCGCUCUCCCAGAGGACCGCGCCCCUCUCUGCGCCCCAUACAACGUGCAGGGGACGCUAAGGACCGACGUGGAGCCGCUCCCCGUGCUGGCCCCGCACUCGGCCCCUCGGUCGACCCCAUGACACCCGCACCCUGACUCUGUUUCGCAGCGGAGACCGCGGCUGAGUCAGGAGGUGGCUGCAGGACGUGGCUGGGGCACGCGGCCCCCAGCGCCCGCCGGCAGCCGGGGAUCAGCGCCAGCCCCGCCAAAGGAAAACAAGGGAGGCCCAGCAGAGGGUGGCUGGAGGCUGGGUGGUCCAGACACUUAGCCUCGCACGGUCUGCUCUGGGCGCGCGGCCACCUCUGCCCGCUGCUGGGCAGAGGCGAGGUGGGGAGGGGCAGGGCGGUGCUGCCAAGCCCUGGGCCGCCCGUCUGUGGGCCCGGAGUGGGACCCCUGCGCCCUCCCUGGUGCCCGAGACGCGCCCGCGGGCCCUCAUGCACCCCAGGUGGGCCCUGGCGAGCGGCCACCAGGCCUGGCUGGAUCCCCCAGCCCAACCCCGCUGGGGUGUCCGACCUCCCGUCAGGAGUGUUAGGGUCCAUCCACGUCUAGGCUGCCCCACGGCCCGGGAGGCCUGGGGGCGGCUCACCUGCCCCCUGCCUCGCCACGUUCCCAUCACACACCUGGGCAGGCCCAAAACCCACUGCAGCCCUGGGACCAGGCCCUCAAGCCCAGAACACUGACCCCUGGCUGUAUUCAAGCCCCUCACACAUCACUCCUGGGACCCUCCUGCGGGGCCGUCAGGGCUCCAGCUCCCCACACAUCAGGCCUCCUGACCAACAGGAAGCCAGACCUCAGCCCCCCAGGCUCUCCCCGUCCUGACACACGUGCACACCUGCGCACUCACACAUGGGCACACAGAGACCAGAAUCUACCACCCCCCACCCCACCACACACAGACCAGAACGACCCCACCAACACACGCCAGCCACACACCCCGCCCCCCGGGAGGCUGGGCCCACAGCCGCUGCAUGGCCGCCCCAGACCUCCCCGAGGCCCCGCGCACCCUCUCACAGACCCCACUGGGCGCUGUUCACCUCUCAUUUGAUGCUUAACAAUUCCUUCACGGCUCCAGAUUGGCCGUUACACCUCGGCUUCAAUUAAAGAGGCCGCACGACGGCAUU